Molecule: messenger RNA, 654 nt
Organism: Cryptomeria japonica (Japanese cedar)
Lineage: Eukaryota; Viridiplantae; Streptophyta; Pinopsida; Cupressales; Cupressaceae
Product: probable 2' cyclic ADP-D-ribose synthase BdTIR
Exons: 2
Coding region: 1-654 (217 amino acids)
Biological process (GO): signal transduction
Source: RefSeq, a predicted model, not a curated record
AUGGUAAACCCAGCUAUGCUGCCAAUCACCUUUUCUGCCGUGGGAAAUAUUAUUUCUUCCCAUUCUCCACUCCCGUUAUCUCACACCUCUCCCUCCUUCGAUAAUCUUGUCCCCGCUACUGCAUAUGCUGUUUUCAUAAAUCACCGCGGGAAGGAUACAAAAGAGUCUUUGGCAAGUUUAGUGUAUCGUAAUCUUCAUAAUAGAGGAUUUAAAGUGUUUAUGGACAAAAGUUGUCUACGAGCGGGACAAUACAUACCCCAAGCUAUCACCUGUGCAAUAAGGAGUGCUUCUGUUCAUGUUGUAAUCCUCUCUCCCAACUAUGGACAAUCUGAGUGGUGUUUGGAUGAGCUAUUUUUUAUCGUUCAAACUGGGGGUCCAAUUAUCCCCGUGUUUUGGCAAAUUCGACCCUGUGAGGUCCGAAUGGAGGACAAGAAUGGAGUGUACGCGAAAGCUUUCCGAGAGCAUAAGCGGGCUGGAAAGUUCAAUAGUCGAACGCUUGAGAAAUGGAAAGCUGCUCUGCGAAGGAUUUCACUACCGGAAGGUUUUAUUCUUGAUGGUGAGCAAGGAGAGAUGGUGAAGAAAAUCACAGCAUCUGUGGCAGCAUUUAUUGAAAUGGCAAAAUACCAAGAAAAAGCAUUUGGAGGGGCCACUUAA